Molecule: messenger RNA, 1714 nt
Organism: Liolophura sinensis
Lineage: Eukaryota; Metazoa; Mollusca; Polyplacophora; Chitonida; Chitonidae
Product: bactericidal permeability-increasing protein-like
Molecular function (GO): lipid binding
Source: RefSeq, a predicted model, not a curated record
AUGAGGCGUGUAUGCUGUGUUUUCUUCCUCUAUGCCCUGUCCGUUGUGAUUCCCGACUGCGAGGGCUCGCUAUCCCCAGGGUUUCACAGUCGUGUCACGAGUAAGGGGUUAAAUUACGCUGCCCAGGUAGCCGUCGAUGUCCUGUCCACAACUAUCACCAAGCAGAAAAUCCCUGACGUAGAUGGCAGUGGACACAACCUGAAGUACUCCCUCAGUAACAUCAAAAUCACAGGAUUCGACAAACCCCAGAGUUCCGUGGUGCCUCGGUCCGGGUCCGGGUUAACCUGGUCUGCCAAGGGGCUUGGCUUGUCCAUGCGAACUGACUUUAGUUAUAAGUACAAGACGUUCAUCUCCAUUAGCGGUCAUGGAAGUGUGGAUGUGUCUAUUAGGGAUACGACAUUCAGCCUGUCCGUUGGCAUGGGUGAGGACUCAGGCGGACGACCCUCUAUCAAGUCUACAGGCUGUAAAUGUGACAUAGGACACCUUUCCAUAAAGUUCCAUGGAGGAGCUUCAUGGCUGUACAACCUGCUCACAGGGCUGUUUAAAGGGGACAUCACGAGACAGGUACAGAAGAUCAUCUGCUCCUCUGCCCAAGGUGCCGUGGACAAGAACGCUGAAUCCUCACUCAGUAAGUUACCUGUGACUGUGACGAUUGACCACAAGUUUAUGCUGGACUACCGCCUCUUGACCGCCCCCGUCUUCUCCUCUGUCGCUAUGGACAUCAUGCAUAAGGGCGAGGUUUACUGGUCGGACGCUGUACAGGAAGCCCCAUUCCCGGCCCCACCCAUCCCACCCAUCACUAACGUCAGCAGAAUGAUCUAUUUCCUUGGUUCUGAGUAUCUAGUCAACACCAUGGCUUAUGUGGCCAACAAACAUGGAAUCCUGAAGACGAAUGUAACAGACAAAGACUUGCCUGCUGACAAACGAGGUUUCCUCAAUACGACAUGCCAAGGAUUUACUUUGUGUCUGGGCAAGCUCGUCCCGAAGGUUGCAGAACUGUACCCAAACAGUAAAGGAGAAUUGAACGUGGUGUCCACCAGAGCCCCCCAAAUGUCCAUUUCCCCACAGGCCAUAGCCGUCAGUUUCGGUGGCAAUAUCUCGUUCUUUGCGAGAACAGCAAGCACGGAUCGGUUCUUCCUGUUCUCCAUUGUAGCUGACCUAAACGCAACACUGACGGCGUGUGUGAAGGACGAAAUGGUCUUUGGUAAGAUAAAAAAGAUGCAGUUAGGGGUUAAAAUGUGGGACUCCAGGAUUGGCCCUGUUGACGCCAAACGCCUCCAGCUGCUCCUCAACGGCGCCAUUUCGUUCUACGUUAAGCCCCAGCUGAACAAAUUAGCCAAGGGGUUUCCGCUCCCUGUCACGAGUCGGAUAAAAUUCGUCAAUGCUCAAUUAUCAUUGGCUCAAAACGCCCUAAUCCUGGGUACGGAUCUGACGUAUUCUCCUAAAGAGGAGGCUCCACUGGGCCAUAACGACUUCCGGGUAAUCACAGGCCGGGAGACAUUCAAGAAUCAUCAACUUUAGAAACUCAGUAUCUGUGUAAGACUGGACAUACACGUAUUUUCCCUUGCUGAAUUUCAGCAUUCGUUUUAUCAAAGCUAUAGCAAUUAUUGUUCUCAAUAACAUCCUUUGUUACCCUGACGUCUGCAUAUAGCUUCUUGGCCACUGAACAUUCAGAGUUAUCCAGAAAGUUAAAAAUACUGUAUUUAUCGCAAGU